Fonsecaea nubica is the source of this 342-nucleotide messenger RNA. RefSeq lists its product as hypothetical. The record is from RefSeq and is a predicted model, not a curated record. Lineage: Eukaryota; Fungi; Ascomycota; Eurotiomycetes; Chaetothyriales; Herpotrichiellaceae. Bases 1 to 342 code for a protein of 113 amino acids. The transcript has 2 exons.
AUGUCGGCUCCAGGAGACGAAUACCAGCCCACCGGCGAGGGCCUCGAAAGCGGCACCACUGCUGACACGACGCAAAACGACUACAAGUCGCGCACGGGCCAGAGCCACAUUCCAGUACAGACCGACGACGCUGCAAUUGAAGAUCCCAUUGACGCCAAAACGGCUGACUCUGAUGAGCAACUGGCUCGUGAUGACGCCGAUGCAAUCGACGAAAGCAACAUCAUUGACGAGCGUACACGUGGAGCGGCGAAGCCGGGCCAAUACCGUGAGCCUGGUGACGAAGAAGGUCUUCCAGGUCCAGAGGAUGGUACUAGCCAAGUUCGUGGAGGGCCCAACCCAUAG